GUGGCAAAUCAGUCAUUUGACCAUAAAGGGGGUACAGAACGUAGCAUGUUAACAGUAAAGCAAAUCUCUGCACAAAAAAAAAACUGUCUUUUUUGAUACCUUCUCUUUCAUUUUUCAAGACAGACAUGUUCUUGUUCUUUUCUCUCUUAAAUACCCUUCAUUAUCACUACUGUUUUCUUGUCACUUCUCAAACUUCACAUUUUUUUUGUUUUCUCUAAGGAACAAAAACUAUGGCAUUUUCAACUAAACUCUCUGUUCUUGUUCUGAACAUUUGUUUUUGGGCUAGCUUUGUAGUUUCUCAGCCUGUUUUAAACAUGGUGGAACAAGAAGCAGUGUACAAUGUUCUUGAAUCCAUUAACUCUGAUAUACCUUGGCGUUCUCUUUACCCUGAUGACCUUUGUUCCUCUUCUCCACAUGGGAUUCUUUGUGACUAUUUUACCCUCCAAGAUAAUGAUAAUGACUCAUUUACUGCUCAUGUAACUGAGAUUAGUCUUGGUUAUGUUUCAGAUUAUGCUCCUAAUCCACCUUGUACUCCUAAAAGUACUCUUAAUGCUUCCCUUUUUGCGCCUUUUGGUUAUCUAAGAAAGAUUUUUGUUUACAAAUGUUUUGUUGAAAGUGAGGUUUCUUUGCUUGACUUUGGGUCUUUGCCUUCUUCUUUGGAUGAGUUGGUUUUCUUGGAGAACCAAGGUCUUGUUGGUAAUUUAAGUGAAAAAGUUGGUAACUUGAGGAGUUUAAGGAGGUUGGUUUUAAGUGGGAGUUCUGUUUCUGGGAAAAUACCAGAUGGGGUGGGUGGUUUGGUAAACUUAGAACAGUUGAGUUUAUCAAGAAACAAGCUUAGUGGUGAGAUUCCAGUGGGGUUGAAAACACUGAAGAAACUUAAGGUUCUUGAUUUGAGUCAAAAUGAACUUGGAGGUAAUGUUACUGAGUCUAUAGGAAAUAUGACUCAACUUUUGAAACUUGACUUAAGUUCCAAUAGGCUCUGUGGGGGAAUACCUGAAAGUUUGAAAUGUUUAAAGAGUUUGGAGUUUUUGGAUUUGAGUUAUAACAGUUUUUCGAAUUCUGGGAUUCCAUUGUUCUUGGGAGAGAUGUCUAGUUUGAGGGAAGUGUAUCUAAGUGGAAACUUUCUUGGAGGGGAAAUUCCAGAAAUAUGGGAGAAUCUUGGGGGUAUUGUGGGUAUGGGAUUAUCAAGAACAGGACUAAUUGGGAAUAUUCCUGUUUCUAUGGGGGUGUCCUUGAAAAACAUAUGUUAUUUGGGACUUGAUAAUAACAAGUUGGAAGGUACAUUGCCUGAAGAGUUUGGGUCAUUGGAGUAUGUGAAUGAGUUACAUUUGGAGAACAAUAAUUUGAGUGGCAGACUUCCAUUUACUGCUAAAUUUGUGUCUAAAGUUGGAGAAAAGUUGAAGUUGGAAGGCAACCCUCAACUCUGUGCAGAUGAAGGCUUGAGAAUUCCUAAUGUUAGUGUUAGUUUGAAGCUACUAAAAAUGUGCAACAAUGUUGUUGUUCAAAAGUCUGUCCCUUUUUCUGGGGCAUAUUCACUGUUACCAGCUUCCCAUGUUGUCAUUUUUCUUGGAAUUUUGUUUUUCCUAUGCUGGUAGUAGAGAAUCUUGGGCAUAUACUGACUACUAAUGACUUUAAGGAUAGGAAAAUUUUGGAUUGUGUUCUGAUGGCACUUGUUGAUAUAAACUUUUGGGUUUUAGUAGAUUUUUCUUUCUGUUUUUCCCUUUUUGCAGUUCAAGGAGAAGAAAGCAAGAGAUGUAAUUAUAAGUUGUUAAUUUAAGGAAAAUUCAUAUUGCAGCA
Molecule: messenger RNA, 1797 nt
Organism: Lycium ferocissimum
Lineage: Eukaryota; Viridiplantae; Streptophyta; Magnoliopsida; Solanales; Solanaceae
Product: piriformospora indica-insensitive protein 2-like
Exons: 1
Coding region: 231-1595 (454 amino acids)
Molecular function (GO): protein binding
Source: RefSeq, a predicted model, not a curated record